Messenger RNA from Penicillium paradoxum, 1014 nucleotides. Its product is annotated as thioesterase family protein. The record is from RefSeq and is a predicted model, not a curated record. The transcript is spliced from 2 exons. Bases 1 to 1014 code for a protein of 337 amino acids. Lineage: Eukaryota; Fungi; Ascomycota; Eurotiomycetes; Eurotiales; Aspergillaceae.
AUGUCUACCGUCAAUCCAUCCUUUGAGGAGGCCAUUAAGGUCACUCCACAAGGCCAGAACAAAUACAGCGCCUAUCUCCGACCCGAAUGGUGUAUUGGAACCGUUCCCCAUGGCGGCUAUACCACCGCAGUAAUCUACAAACUGGCCCUCACGCAUUUCGCGCACGCCCACCCAAAUCAAUACAAAAGCCCCGCAUCCCCAAUCUCCCUGCAACUCUCUUUCCUCCGGCGCACAGCCUCAGGUCCCGCAACCUUCGAAGUCGAAGACGUCAAGCUGGGCGCACGCACAAGCACAGUCCACAUCAGGCUCCUCCAGCCCUCCGAGAAACGACCCGGUCAGGUGGACACCAUGCUCGCCGGCUAUGUGACUGUCAGUCCUCCAGACGCCGAGGUCGGGAUCAGCGCGAAGACCGGCUGGAAGCCCUACCCUGCUCCAGCGCCGGGCUCGCGCGCAGACGGCUCCGUUGAUCUUGCGGGAUUGGGUCGCACGGGCGCCGACGGCGCUUGGGUGAAGCUUGCAGCGCCUUUCCUUGAGUUCCGCAAGGCUGCUGGGCAGCUCGAGCUGUAUGGGCCUGGUGCUGGUGAGGCGCAGCAGAAGCGCUCGGGGCAGAUGGGCAUUGAACAGUGGGCGCGGUUUAGACCCGAUGGUGAUACCAAUGGUCGCUGGACGGAUGCUGCGGUGGCGUAUCUGAUUGAUAUGUUUCCCAUGGCGUUGGAUGGGUUUGAUGCUAUGUCUGCGACUGCGGCGGCGAAGGAGGGCGGAUCGGCGGCGCAGAAGGCCAAGUUUUGGUAUCCGACGGUUACGCUUAAUGUGGAUAUGAAGAAGCAUCUUCCUGCGGAGGGUGUGGAGUGGCUUUAUAGUCGCAUUGUUACAAAGGUUGUUCGAGAUGGCCGGACGGAUUUGGAGGUUACGAUUCUUGACGAGGCAGGGGAUGUUAUUGCGUUGAGUACCCAGGUUGGGUUAGUUGUGAGUGCUAGUCGGAAUAUCGGAACGAGGAAGUUGGAUAAGUUGUAG